This is a messenger RNA of Miniopterus natalensis, 2042 nucleotides long. Lineage: Eukaryota; Metazoa; Chordata; Mammalia; Chiroptera; Miniopteridae. The record is from RefSeq and is a predicted model, not a curated record.
GAAGGUUUUCUCCUUGGGGAAGUGAAAGGUGAAGCCAAGAAUAGCAUUACAGAUUCCCAAAUGGAUGAUGUUGAAGUUAUUUAUACAAUAGACAUUCAGAAAUAUAUUCCAUGUUAUCAGCUUUUUAGCUUUUACAAUUCUUCUGGUGAAUUAAAUGAGCAAGCACUGAAGAAAAUACUAUCAAAUAUCAAAAAGGAUGUAGUGGGUUGGUACAAAUUCCGACGCCAUUCAGACCAGAUCAUGACAUUUAGAGAGAGAUUACUUCACAAAAACUUACAGCAGCAUCUUUCAAGCCGGGAACUUGUUUUUCUGCUAUUAACACCGAGUAUAAUAACAGAAAGCUGCUCUACUCAUCGGCUGGAGCAUGCCUUAUAUAAACCUCAGAAAGGACUUUUUCAUAGGAUACCUUUAGUGGUGGCCAACCUGGGCAUGUCUGAACAACUAGGUUAUAAAACUGUAUCAGGUUCCUGUACGUCCAUUGGUUUUAGCCGAGCAGUGAAAACACACAGCCCUGAAUUUUUUAAAGAAGAUGGAUCUUUAAAGGAAGUACACAAGAUAAAUGAAAUGUAUGCUUCUUUACAAGAGGAAUUAAAGAGUAUAUGCAAACAAGUAGAACAGAGUGAGGAGGCAGUAGAUAAACUACUAAAGGAUGUAAAUAGACUAAAACGAGAAAUUAAAAAAAGAAAACAAGCACAGAUUCAAGCAGCACGAGAGAAGAAUGUCCAAAAAGACCCACAGGAGAACACUUUUCUUUGUCAAGCUUUACAGACCUUUUUUCCAGAUUGUGAAUUUCUUCACUCGUGUGUUAUCUCCUUGAAAAAUAGGCAUAUUUCUAAAAGUAGCUGUACUACCAACCACCAACUCAGUACGGUAGACAACCUGACCUUAAUGGUAGAAUACACUGACAUUCCUGAAUCUAGUCCAGCUAGUAGUGCACAGCAAAUGAUGAAACGUAAAGCUUUAGAUACAGAUGACAGAUGGCAAUUCAAGAAAUCCCGGCUGUUAGAGAUACAAAGCCAACCAACUAAAACAGAUACUGACAGUAGUAACCAAGAAAAAACAUCCACGAGUAGCCCAGAAACAGAUGAGGAGAUUGAGAAAAUGAAGGAUUCUGGUGACUAUCCAAGGUCUCCUACAUUUUGAUCCCUUUAGGCCAAAAUAUUUUUGAUUGGCUGAAAGGUAAAGCCAAAUAUUUCUAUUGUUUUUGCUAUGUUUGGCUAUUUGCAGUAAUACAUAAAACUUGUACAGCAUUCCUUACAACUGGGAAAAAGAGACUAGCUGUAUUUUCACAGUAGAAAGAAGUCUAAAGUUAACAUGAAAAUUUAAUUUUUCCUGUCAUUACAAUUCCUACUCAAGUUAUGAUAAAUAGUACAUUAUGACUAGGGUUGAGAGAGAAAAUGCUGGACACCAUACAAUACUAGGGACACACUUAUAUUUAAAAAUUAUUCAGUUUAUCUGAAAUUCAAGUUUAAUUGUAUGUCCUGUAUUUUUAUUUGCUUAAUCUAGCAUUUCUAAUUAUGAUACGACCAUAAUGCAGCACAAAUAGUUUGGUUUCUUUAAAAUGAAAUAUAAAACGCUACUAGGGUUUUUUUUCAUUUCACAGCAACCUCUCGUUCCCAGUCUUACUCAGUUGUCCUAACCACACCUAACCUGACAACUAUUUUUUAAAGCUAUUUUUAUUAUCCUUCCAAAAAAUUUACUUAGUUUUUAUUGCAACAGUAACUUUCUUUUUAAUGCUUAUUUUUCAUCAAUACAAUGACAGAUACAACUAACAGGUAUGGGAAAAAAAUACCUAACUCUUGGCAAUGUAGAACUCAAAAGGUAGGAGAGUCAUGGGGUAGGAGAGUCAGUACGAUUUUUAGGAAGAAUAUUUAAUCUAGUUUAACCCAAUGUAAUCUAGUGAGUUGGCUAAAUGGGUGUUGGCUAAGAGAGCUUUUGCUAUUUUUGUAUGUGUCUUUUUCAUAAUUGUGAGAAUUUUGCACGAAGUAUAGUUAUCACAUGAAGCCUUCAUGUUUCGUUCACUAAAUGAAAUGUUGAACACA